Molecule: messenger RNA, 1616 nt
Organism: Aspergillus wentii DTO 134E9
Lineage: Eukaryota; Fungi; Ascomycota; Eurotiomycetes; Eurotiales; Aspergillaceae
Exons: 3
Coding region: 290-1339 (349 amino acids)
Biological process (GO): cellular response to misfolded protein
Cellular component (GO): endoplasmic reticulum membrane
Molecular function (GO): Hsp70 protein binding
Source: RefSeq, a predicted model, not a curated record
CAAGAAUCUAGAACCUCACGCAACGCACCAAACCACUGCUUUCCUAUCUCCAUCAGAAAGGGAGGGAAUCUAUUAUUCCAUCGCCAAGGACGGGGUUUAUUUUCGCUUGUUUUUUGUUUGAACGGUCGGCUCUUUCAACCAACCCUCUCUCUCUUCUCCCGCUGCGGGAUCGGAUUUCUCCUCCUCCGUCCGACCUGCGCGCCACCCCGUCCAUCAUCAUUCGGGCCAAAAAUCCUGGAGAGAAAUACAGAUCCUCCGAUAUAUCAGUUUUAUACACCCCAUCACAACCAUGCCUGCGGCUACAGCAUCCGGGGUAGACGGCGGGGGCUCGGCCAAGUCUCGCGACCACAACCAAGGGAAUCAGGACAGAAAAUACACUCCGGAACAGAAGGCGGCGGUAUUGAGGAUACGAAAAUGCUCGGCAACCGCAUUUUAUGAGAUUCUGUCGUUGGAGAAGACUGCUACGGAUAGCGAGAUUAAAAAAGCAUACCGGAAACUGAGUUUAAUGACACAUCCUGAUAAGAAUGGUUACGAGGGCGCAGAUGAGGCUUUCAAGUCGGUUUCUCGUGCGUUCCAGGUGUUAUCGGAUUCAGAAAAGAAGGCCAAAUAUGACAGGUUUGGAGGAGACCCGGAUAGCAGAUUCACCCCCAGUGCUGGGCCAUCGGGCGCCUCUCCCUUCAGCGGUUUCAGUGGUGGUGGAUUCCCGCGGUCAGCAGGUCCUGGGUUCGAUGAUGAGAUAUCGCCCGAGGAACUGUUCCAACGGUUUUUCGGCGGUGGUUUUGGUGGUGGCAUGGGAGGUGGUUUCGGUGGUCCUCAGUUCGUCUUCAACAUGGGAGGAGGCCCUGGAUUCCGCGUUCACCAAUUUGGAGGCGCUCGGCCACGGAGAAGGCCUCGCGAGGCCACUGCCGAGGAAUCUGCACCGUCCGGCUGGGCCCUGUUCCAGCAACUUUUGCCUCUCAUCCUUCUCUUCGUGCUCCCUCUCCUCUCUUCGCUUUUCUCCGGCUCUUCUACUCCUUCUGGUCCUUCUUAUCGCUUUGAUGCCGCUGUUCCCCCUCACACCAUGCACCGAACGACACCCAAACUCAACAUCAACUACUUUGUUAAUCCUACGGAUGUGGACGACUAUAGUUCACGGAAAUUCCGCCAGUUGGACCAACGGGUAGAAGUGGACUAUGUCUCCAAACUACGGUAUGAAUGUGAGAGUGAAAUGCAUGCCCGGGAUCGAAUGAUGAUGGAUGCCCAAGGCUGGUUUUUCCCUGAUGUAGAGAAGAUGAAGGAGGCGCGCUCUCUGGAGUUGAAGAGUUGCCGUCGGUUAGAUUCUCUAAAGGGGAGACGGUAGACGGCAUUACUAGCUUUUUGACUAGACGUGAUUCUUUUGUCUUGAUUAUCCCCCUUUUUUUCCCUUAUACUUAAUCUCUUUUUUUUUUUCUUCCUUUUUUUGGACUUUCGCUUCCUUAAGAUGUCAAUAGUGCAUGAAACAAGGAUUUGGGCGUCUCAUGGGCUUAUGUGUGAUUGGACUUCUAUGACUGUUAUCCAUUCUCGAGAAAUGAAAUGAGUCUUGUACACAAUGAAUCAAUAUCAUCUCACUUGCAUUCUCACUUUGAUAUCACCGUGCC